CCGUUGUGCACGAGCCGGCUGACAACAGACGGUAAUAAUGGCCAAGGUGAAGCAGGUGGGCUUGCUGGCAGCAGGCUGUCAGCCCUGGAAUAAAGACGUGUGUGCUGCUAGUGGAGACCGCUUCGCCUACUGUGCUACUUUGGCGAUAUAUAUCUACCAGUUGGACCAGCAGUACAAUGAGUUUAAGUUGAGGUCCAUCAUGUCUGAGCACAAGAAGACUAUAACAGCCAUCAGCUGGUGCCCUGACAACCCCGACCUGUUUGCAUCAGCCUCUGCCGAUAACCUGCUCAUCGUGUGGAACGUAGCAGAACAAAAGGCCGUAGCACGACUGGACAACACUAAAGGUGUCCCUGCGUCUGUAAGCUGGUGCUGGAACUUUGCUGAUGGAGUGGCGUUUGUCUCCCAGCGUGGUCCGUUGUAUAUCUGGGUAUACGGAGGUCUCGAGCCCGGGGUCACAGUGCAUAAAGAAGCCCACUCCUUCCUGUCUGAUAUCUGUCUCUUCAGAUGGCACCCCACCAAGAAGGGCAAACUGGUUGGACACACCGACGGGAGUUUGUCUGUUUUUCAGCCAGGAAGUAAAGGCCAAAAGCACGUGCUGCGACCGGAGUCAUUAGAAGGGACAGAUGAAGAGGAUCCAGUCAGCGCUCUGGAAUGGGACCCUUUGUCAACGGACUAUUUACUAGUGUCUAACCUCCAUAAUGGUAUCAGGCUGGUGGACAGCGAGGCCUUGGCUUGCAUCACGUCCUUCUGCUUCCCCUCGGCUGCUGCAUCAGUUCAGUGUUUGGCCUGGGUUCCCUCUGCACCAGGCAUGUUCAUCACUGGAGACUCGCAGGUCGGAGUGUUGAGGGUGUGGAAUGUGUCUCGCUCGACGCCUUUGGACAGCUUCAAACUGAAAAAGACAGGAUUUCAUGCCUUGCAUGUCCUCAACUCCCCUCUUGCCAAGAAAGCUCAGAGUUCCUGUUCUCCCAGCAAAAGUCAGCACACCAGUUCUACCAGUGAGGCUGUACCUCCCCCAACCCUGUCCCAGAACCGAUCCUUCUCUCUGCCUCCUGGCCAUGCUGUGUGCUGUUUCAUGGAUGGAGGGGUGGGACUCUAUGACAUGGGGGCCAAGAAGUGGGACUUCCUAAGAGACUUGGGCCAUGUAGAGACGAUCUUUGACUGUAAGUUUAAACCAGAUGAUCCCAACCUGCUGGCCACGGCUAGUUUUGAUGGAACCAUCAAAAUCUGGGACACAAACACACUAACAGCUGUUUACACCUCCCCCGGCAACGAAGGAGUGGUUUACUCCCUGUCUUGGGCUCCAGGAGACCUGAACUGCAUCGCAGGUGCAACAUCUCGAAAUGGAGCAUUCAUCUGGGACGUCAGGAAAGGAAAGAUCAUUACUCGCUUUAAUGAGCACGGUAAAAACGGUAUAUUCUGUAUAUCAUGGAGCCAUAAGGAUUCUAAGAGGAUCGCUACCUGUAGUGGAGACGGAUUCUGUAUCAUCCGGACCAUCGAUGGGAAAAUCCUCCAUAAGUACAAACAUCCUGCUGCUGUGUUUGGUUGUGACUGGAGUCAGAACAACAAAGACAUGAUAGCGACAGGCUGUGAGGAUAAAAGUGUCCGUGUGUACUACCUGGCUACCAGCUCCGAUCAGCCUCUGAAAGUCUUUACUGGGCACUUAGCUAAAGUUUUCCAUGUUCGCUGGUCUCCGCUGAGAGAGGGAAUACUGUGUUCUGGAUCAGAUGAUGGUACUGUUCGGAUAUGGGACUACACACAGGAUGCGUGUAUCAAUGUGCUGAGUGGUCACACAGCUCCGGUCAGAGGCUUGAUGUGGAACACAGAGGUCCCUUACCUCCUCAUUUCAGGUUCAUGGGAUUAUACAAUCAGAGUGUGGGACACAAGAGACGGCACAUGUCUAGACACAGUCUACGAUCACGGAGCUGAUGUCUACGGUCUAACAUGUCAUCAGAGUCGUCCGUUCACCAUGGCGAGCUGCAGCAGAGACAGCACAGUGAGGCUGUGGUCCCUCACCCCUCUCAUCUCUCCCCUGCUGCUGAACAUCCUCACCAACCAGCCGUGGGAAAAGAUAAUAGGAAACACAGACACAGCUAUGGUGCCCGGCUCGCCGCCACUGCUCUGUGGAAAAGUGUCUCGAGACAUUAAGCAGGAGUUGGAUAAACUGAGCUCUGAUAUCAGGGCCAAGAAGCUCCGCUGGUUCUCUGAGUGCUUUUCGCCUCCAGGAGGCAGCAGUAACCUGUGGGACUUGGUGUCAGUCAUAAACGGCCAGGACGACUCGCUGCUGCCUGCCAGCUACAGCAAAGGAGUGAUGCACAUGAAGCACCUGCUGAAGUUUAAAACGUCUGAAGCCCAGGAGCUCACUAUUGUCAAGAUGUCUAAAUUUGGAGGAGGGAUCGGAGCUCCCAGUAAAGAGGAGCGACUGAAAGAAGCAGCAGACAUCCAUCUGAGACUGGGACAGAUUCAACGAUACUGUGAAUUAAUGGUGGAGCUGGGACAGUGGGAGAAAGCUUUAUCUGUGGCACCAGGAGUCUCAAUGAAGUACUGGAAGAAACUCAUGCAGAGGAGAGCUGACCAACUGAUGGCGGAGGAUAAUGAUGACGCUAUCCCGUACUGCGUCGCCACAGGAGACAUAAAGAAACUCGUUACUUUCUUCACCGGCAGAGGACAGCUGCUCGAGGCCUUAGUAAUAGCACAGGGGGCGUUUGAAGGGAACAUUCGUGCACCUCAAAGCUCCCCAGUUAACCACACGACUAAUGAUGUCGAUAACAGACAACAAUACCAGAGUCUCCUCCAUAAGGUAUGUGAAGAGCUAGCGGAGUGGUAUUUCCAGGACGGAUGCUCUGUCCUGGCAGCAUGCUGCCACCUCGCUGUGGACAACGUCAAGUUAGCCAUGUCGAGUCAAAUCCGAGGUAAUGAGCUGGAGUUGGCUGCCUGCGUGGGUAUCGUGUUAGGGGACGCAGCCAGUGAGAGCACUGCGUAUUGUCUUGAACUCUUGGCCAGAAAGUACAUGACGGCGCCCACAUGGGAGCUCUCAGCUGACCUACUGCGAAUGAUCCCUGACAACGACAUUUUAAUGGCUAAGCUGUGUGCAUUUUACCCAGGAAGUGCCGCUGAGAUCAACCAGUUUCAUGAAAGGUGCGGUCUCCCUUCAUUAGAGGAAUGUAAGGCCUUGGCAGAAGCAGCCAUGAGUGAAGGAGAUUUGUUUUCAGCAGUUAAAUUCCACCUGCUGAGCUCUGAACCGGAGAACGCCCUCUCUAUCGGGCUGGACCACGUUAAAGGACAGCUGACUGGAUCUGAUUGGACGGUGGACAGCGUUCAGCCAAUCCUGGACCUGAUGAGUUACAUCAGAACUGACUGCCUCAUCAUGGCCAAGCUGACCGAAGCCCGCAGUGAGCUGUUGAUCCUUUGUGGUUAUAUUGGAGGUCUGCUGGCCAUAAGAAGACAGUAUUGUAGCAUCGUACCCGCACUCUACGAAUACACCAGUCAGUUGUUAAAGCGGAGGGAGGUGUGUGUCCCUCUGAAGAUUGAGCAGCUGUCUGUGGAGCUGGAUGCCUGGCGGGCUUGCACACAAAGUAACAGCAAUCCUCCAUCAGAGUGUCAAAGAGAAGAGUUCAGCUGCCUGGAGAGGAGAAUCCAGUCAACAGACUCGGCAGCUUUAGUCUUGUGCGGCGCCGAUUAUGUGACGGGCUCCAAUCUGCCGAGCCACUCAGAUGUUCAACUGUCCUGUUUCACUGGGCACAGAAUACAGGGUCCAGUGUUUUUGCUGGAGGACGGUAAAUCAGCAAUCUCUCUCAACGAUGCUCUAAUGUGGGCUAAAGUCAACCCUUUCUCCCCUCUGGGAACAGGACUCCGCAUCAACCCCUUCUAACACACACACACACACACACACACACACACACUCAUACAGAGGGCAUACCAUGCAAAGGGUUACAGAAUUGAAGGGGGAAAAAUGAAAACUGGGCAGAAAAUAAUGUUUUUGUGAUUCAGAUAACUGGCCAUCUGUAUUCUUUACAUAAUUUACGAAGCCAAAACAACAAACAAAACAUUUCUGAUACAAACACGCUCAUGGUUAUGGUAGAUUAUGACAUUGGUUAGCUGUCAUGUGAUAAGAACUUAGCCAACAAAGUCAUUACGCUUCAGUUGUGGAGGGGGUUCGUAUUGACUGAUAUGUGAUUUAUUCCCUCCUCUCUCCAGCUACAAUUUCUCAAAAUAUGAGUAUGUACA
Plectropomus leopardus (leopard coralgrouper) is the source of this 4224-nucleotide messenger RNA. It is a transcript of the gene wdr17, whose product is annotated as WD repeat domain 17. Lineage: Eukaryota; Metazoa; Chordata; Actinopteri; Perciformes; Serranidae. The record is from RefSeq and is a predicted model, not a curated record. Gene Ontology annotation, molecular function: protein binding.